AUGACUAUUGCUGCAGUUAAGGAUUGGAUUAGAGAAGGUACCGAAGACAGGAGCGUUCAGGUGAUGAGAUGGGAGUCGUGGAUUCCGAUUAAAGUGAACCUUUUUAUAUGGAGAGCGGAAAAGGAUAGUAUUCCUACUAAAGAGGCGUUGAUACGAAGGAGGAUUAAUAUUCAAGAUGAUUCUUGUCCGUUGUGUGGUACAGCUGGGGAAACUGUUAUGCACUUGUUUACCGGAUGUUUUUUUGCGACCGACUUAUGGAUGGCUGUGGGGCAGUGGUGCGGUGUUUGGCCGGUUCUGGCCUUUGAUUUUAAGGAUCUGCUGGGAAUUCAAGAUUAUGUGAAAGGUGGUAAAUGGGCUAAAAGGAUCAUUAGAGGUAUAGUCUAUGUCUCCUGUUGGGUGUUAUGGAAAUUGAGAAAUGGGAAAGUGUUUCAAAAUUCUAACCCGAAGAUGAUGGAAGCGAUUGCGUUGGUUAAGUCAUGGUCUUUUCUUUGGUUAAAGUAUAGGUCGAAGUUUGGUAGUAUUGAGUGGAAAGAUUGGACUCGUAAUCCGUUGUAUAUGUUGUAA
This is a messenger RNA of Helianthus annuus (common sunflower), 564 nucleotides long. RefSeq lists its product as uncharacterized. NCBI's taxonomy places the organism in Eukaryota, Viridiplantae, Streptophyta, Magnoliopsida, Asterales, Asteraceae. The coding region runs from base 1 to 564 and encodes 187 amino acids. The record is from RefSeq and is a predicted model, not a curated record. The transcript has a single exon.